AUGAGUGGGGAUGACAUGGUUUCAGAAGUUACGGUGAUGGAUAAGAGAGUCGUCAUCUUGUUUAUCGUUGUAUUCCUUUUGUGCCUGGUGGCAGUGGUCGGGAACGGCUUCAUUAUUGUAGCACUGGGCAUGGAGUGGUGGCGACGCAGAAUGUUGUCACCUUGCGAUCAGUUGUUGGUCAGCCUGGGGGUCUCUCGCUUCUGUCUGCAGUGGGUGGUGAUCAGUAAGAGCACUUAUGUCUUCCUGUAUCCAAAGGUCUUCCUGUACAACCCUGUACUCCAGUUCCUAGCCUUGCAGUGGGACUUCUGGAACACUGCCACCUUAUGGUUUUGCAGCUGGCUCAGUGUCUUCUAUUGCGUGAAAAUUGUAACCCUCACUCACCCUGUCUUCCUCUGGCUAAAGCGGAAGUUGUCUGGCUUGGUUCCAUGGAUGCUGCUCAGCUCUGUGGGGUUCUCUAGCUUGAGCACCAUCGUGUUUUGCAUAGGCAACCAAAGCACAUAUCAGAACUAUUUACGGAGAGGUCUGCAGUCGUGGAAUGUCACUGGGGGUGCUGUCGGGAGAACACAUGAGAAAUUCUUUUUCCCUCUAAAAAUUGUUACCUGGACAAUCCCUACCAUUGUCUUCCUCGCUGGCAUGGUUUUGCUCAUCACAUCUCUGGGAAGACACGCCAAGAAGACCUUCCUGUCCAUCUCUGGCGCUCGCGAUCCCCGUUCUCAGGCACACAUCAAGGCUCUCCUGGCUCUUACCUCCUUUACCAUCCUCUUCACCUACUCUUUUCUGUCACUGAUGCUCAAAGCUACAGGUGUUUUCCCAUCUCGGGAAUUGAAGUACGGGGUGUGGCAGGCAGGCAUUUAUCUGUGCACAGCGGUCCACCCCAUCAUUCUACUCGUGAGCAACCCCAGGCUGAGAGCUGUGCUGGUGAGGGGCUGCUCCUUACGGCGGGCGGGGGCAUCUUGA
Rhinolophus ferrumequinum (greater horseshoe bat) is the source of this 957-nucleotide messenger RNA. It is a transcript of the gene TAS2R60, whose product is annotated as taste 2 receptor member 60. Lineage: Eukaryota; Metazoa; Chordata; Mammalia; Chiroptera; Rhinolophidae. Gene Ontology annotation, cellular component: membrane. Gene Ontology annotation, molecular function: G protein-coupled receptor activity; bitter taste receptor activity. The transcript has a single exon. Bases 1 to 957 code for a protein of 318 amino acids. Gene Ontology annotation, biological process: detection of chemical stimulus involved in sensory perception of bitter taste; sensory perception of taste; G protein-coupled receptor signaling pathway. The record is from RefSeq and is a predicted model, not a curated record.